UGAGGAGCCCUUGGCAUCUCGUCUCCCAAUAGUAUACAAUAAACAUAACAGUCUCCCUAGUUCAGUACUCAGUUGCCGUCCCAGUAAAUCUAUUUUUUUUUAUUGCCGUUAGUUUUUAUAAUUAGUUUUUUUUAAAGACAUUCAAAGUGCCGCUAAGAAAAGAAUAUAACAAGUUUUAAAACGUGGGUCGACUUGUAACCCAACCACAAGGUUAUUCGGGCAUUUUCUUGAGAAUACAACCGUCACCCUACAAGACUCCAGGAUGUCCGAGACGAGUACUUUUACUGCGGAAACAGCUCGAGCCGCUCUCAACGCUAUCCUGGAGUCUCUGGAAAUGGACGAGAACGCUCUGAAGUUGAAUGAGGCCAAAAUAGGUGCUGGGAACGACAUGCUCAAAGUGAUGCAAUAUGUAUUCCCCAUAGUUGUUCAGGUGGAGAUGGAUGUCAUAAAGAGAUUCGGUUUUACCGACAACCGUGAAGGUAUAAUCCAGUUUACACAGCUGAUUGUGGCUUUAGAAAAAGAGGAUGACCUCAUUGCUGACCUGCACAGCCAAGUACGGGCUCAUUACCUGCCACCUGUUACAAUUGCGAGUGAUGUGUCAUUAUGAUUAAGACUGGUUUAAGUAUUUAUUUAUUUUAAUUUAACAUUUACUUGUUUUUAAAAAUUAACUUAAGAAAAAAAAGAAAGAUCCUUUAUGAAAUUGAGCUUUUUGCCAUAUUCAAUUUUAUAUGCUUUAACCCAAUAAUUUAAGUUUUUAUACCUGAGAGGACCAAAUAGUAAAAAAAAUCAAAUUGCCAUAUUUUAAAUUGUUUUUAACCAUUCCAUUGUUAUUUAUUAUCUAUUGAAAUUUGCUAGGAUCAUUGUAAAUUUUGUGUAUUUAUAAUAGUGUAAAGAGUUUUAAUAUUGUAACAACAUAUAUCUUAGUUGUAAUUUAUUUUAUUAAGGGUUGAUAUAAAUAAAAAACAAAAUAUUGUUUUA
Molecule: messenger RNA, 978 nt
Organism: Cimex lectularius (bed bug)
Lineage: Eukaryota; Metazoa; Arthropoda; Insecta; Hemiptera; Cimicidae
Product: protein C10
Exons: 4
Coding region: 263-607 (114 amino acids)
Biological process (GO): post-embryonic development
Source: RefSeq, a predicted model, not a curated record